AUGCAGCGAUUCCUCAUCUCUUGCCUUUGCAUACUGUAUAUGGUUUUCGUUAAAGCGGUUGAAGCAGGACAAGAUACGUGCACAGAAUCCAAGUGCAGUGACGAUCAUGGCUUGGCUAUCCAUUUCCCGCUCCACGUCAGACAUCAUUGUGGUGAUCCUAGGCUUGAAUGCAGUGGUAGACAGGAGAAGGUUCUUGAGGAGCAAGUAGCACUAGUAAAAUUCUUUGUCAAAAGCAUAGAUUACAACAGUGGGCUAAUCGAAGUUUAUAACCCAGAUGGCUGCCUGCUGUUAAUGCCCUUAGAAACUCCUAACAUUCCAUUCUCCCCCUUCCACUUAUUGGAUUAUGAAAUACGUAACGUUACCUUAUUCCAUUGUCCUGCUGAAAGAGAUACAUAUUUGUAUCAAGUCCCCUGCCUCGGCGGCCCUGGCUACAGAGUUUACGGCGUUUUUUCUUAUUCUGGUUUGUUUUUGAGCCUCCCGUACCUGAAGUCCUGUACAAGGAUGUAUGAUGUUUUUUUUCCAAUUUCGUCUUUGGUUGACAGCUCUAUUCUUCGCUUUAAAUGGUCUAAGCCAAAUUGCACGGAAUGUGAAGCGAGGGGCAAGAGUUGUAGAUUGAAGGACAAUGGCAUCAACAGUGAAGUUGAAUGUGUUCACUUGAAGAAAGCAAGCAAAACAAUGGAAUUCGUGGCAACGGGUGCAACGCUGGGUUCAUCCCUUCUUUUAGUACUGGUCAUUGCAGUGUAUCGUGUCUAUAGAGCUGAUCAAAAGGAAAAAGAGAAUCAACUGAAAAUCGAAAGGUUUUUAGAGGAUUACAAAGCUCUCAAGCCAAGCAGAUAUUCAUACGCAGAUAUUAAGAGGAUCACAAAUCAAUUCAAGGACAAGUUGGGCCAAGGAGCCUAUGGAACUGUUUUUAAAGGAAAGCUUUCUUCUGAAUUCUUUGUUGCUGUGAAAGUACUUAACAAUUCUAAGGGAAAUGGGGAAGAGUUCGUAAACGAAGUGGGAAUGAUGGGCCAUAUCCACCACGUGAACGUAGUUCGCUUGGUUGGCUUUUGUGCUGAUGGAUUUAGACGAGCUCUUGUUUAUGAGUUCUUCCCGAAUGGUUCGCUGCAGGAUUUCAUUUCAUCAGCGGAUAGUAAGCACAGUUUCCUUGGUUGGGAAAAGUUGCAUGAUAUUGCUGUAGGCAUAGCCAAAGGAAUUGAAUAUCUUCACCAGGGGUGUGAUCAACGAAUCCUCCAUUUUGAUAUCAAACCCCAUAAUGUUUUGCUAGACCACAACUUCACUCCAAAAAUUUCUGAUUUUGGUUUGGCCAAAUGUGUUCCAAGGAUCAAAGUAUAG
Molecule: messenger RNA, 1335 nt
Organism: Prunus armeniaca (apricot)
Lineage: Eukaryota; Viridiplantae; Streptophyta; Magnoliopsida; Rosales; Rosaceae
Source: the annotation of a GenBank genome assembly